Messenger RNA from Pseudoliparis swirei, 1009 nucleotides. RefSeq names its product prosaposin (gene psap). Lineage: Eukaryota; Metazoa; Chordata; Actinopteri; Perciformes; Liparidae. Gene Ontology annotation, cellular component: lysosome. Gene Ontology annotation, biological process: sphingolipid metabolic process. The record is from RefSeq and is a predicted model, not a curated record.
AUGACUCUCUAUAAGACCGUGGCUAUUACGAUAUGCAAGAUGGCCGUUAAUUACAUUGACGGCAUUCUGGAAAAGAAUGCAACGGAGGAACAGAUUGAAGAGGCUGUGAGGAAAGUCUGCAGCUUCCUGCCCGACUCCUUCCAGACCGAGUGUGACCAGAUGGUUCAACAGUAUGAACCGAUGCUCAUCCAGCUGCUCCUCCAGAUGCUCGACCCCGACUUUGUGUGCAUGAAAGUGGGAGCCUGUCCUGAAGCCGAGCGCAAGCUGCUGGGAACAGAGCCGUGCAGCUGGGGCCCUGCGUUCUGGUGCAAGAACAUGGAGACAGCGUCUCGCUGCAAUGCGGUGGCUCAUUGCAAACGCCAUGUGUGGGCGUAGAGGAAGCGCAACCUGACCUGGAAGGGAAUUGAAAGAAGAAUUACUCUCGUGCUGCAUCCCCCUUAAUUUUGGUCCCAUUAUUGUUUUUAAUGACUGCAGUUUGUUUAAUAAACUUUUGAUAUUUUUAAUGUCAUGGCGGAAAGGGACUGGACUUGUUUUCUGGGGGUGUGUGGCAAGGGAGGAGAGAUGUGAUCUGCAGCUCCGCUUGUUGCUGCUUCACUUGGAAAAAGUCCCAAAGCGCCACCGUCGGGUUGCAUCAUUUAGGUUGUACUUAACAAUGUUGCUUGCUGGGUGUGUUCUGUAAGAACAUGGAUUGUAGAAAAUCAUUUAACGUCUGCAGCAGCGCUGCUGUCCUGAUUUGUCCCCCCCCCUCCUGUAUUUGAAUCUUUCUCCCUAGGGCAAGUGAACGCAAAUGGAAGAAACUGCUCUGUGUUCAGGAUGACGGCAGUACGUCUGAGCCCAAAACAAAUUUGUAUUUUGUAGAGGGGAAAAUGUGUCUAUUACCGAGUGUACCUCCCAUUGUUUGCACCGUUUGUAAAUCACUGUUUCUAACUUACAGAGAGCAUCUCUAAUGCUCAAACGUAAGCCAACUGUCAGUCUGUAAAUGUUUAACAAUUAAAGUGAUCCCAAUCCA